UUGCUAUGGCCCGCUCGAGCCUCUGGAGCAGCCUCAAGUCCGUCCUGAGGAAGAAGGAGGACCCUUUGUUCCUGAACGACUCCAGCGCCUUCGAUUUCUCUGACGAGGCCGGAGAUGAGGAAUACCCCAGGUUCAACAAGCUGCGGGUCGUGGUUUCCGACGACACGCCCGACACGUUGGACGCUCCGGCCAACGGGGCUCGCUUGGGGCCCCACUCGGACGACUCCUUGCUGGAGAGGGACUGUCCCCCUCAGAGAGACCCUUGUAACAAUUGCGACAAACAGAGGGAACUGUUGAAGCAGAGGACUGUGAAGAGGCGACUGAUCCUUGCGGCGGUCCUCUAUCUCCUCUUUAUGACGGGGGAGCUGGUCGGUGGAUACAUUGCCAACAGCCUAGCCAUCAUGACGGACGCGCUCCACAUGUUGACUGACCUCAGCGGCAUCAUUUUGACCUUGCUCGCUUUAUGGCUGUCUGCAAAAUCGCCCACCAAAAGGUUCACCUUCGGAUUCCAUCGCUUUGAGGUUUUGUCUGCCAUGUUCAGCGUCCUGCUGAUUUAUAUCCUUAUGGUUUUCCUCUUGUACGAAGCUGUUCAAAGGACCAUCCAUAUGGACUAUGAUAUCAACGGGGACAUCAUGCUUAUUACAGCAGCUGUUGGUGUGGCAGUAAAUCUCAUAAUGGGCUUUUUGCUGAACCAGUCGGGUCACCUCCACUCCCAUUCACACGCCCCUUCGGCUGUCCCCCUGUCCAACUCUUCGAGCACAGCUUCCGGGCAUGGCCACGGCCACGGCAGCCUGGCGGUGAGAGCGGCGUUCGUGCACGCUCUGGGAGACUUGGUGCAGAGCAUCGGCGUGCUUGUGGCAGCGUACAUCAUUCGUUUCAAGCCAGAAUACAAGAUCGCUGAUCCUAUAUGCACAUACGUGUUCUCGAUACUUGUGGCAUUCACAACGCUGCGGAUCAUGCGGGACACGGGAAUAAUCAUACUUGAAGGAGUUCCGAGGCAUUUGAAUGUGGAUCACAUUAAAGAGGAGUUAAUGAAGAUCGAAGAUGUGCACUCGGUGGAAUAUCUGAAUGUUUGGUCUCUGACAGCCGGAAAGACUGUUGCCAUUGUCCACUUACAACUAGUUCCCAGCGGUUCAUCCAAGUGGGAGGACAUCCAGUCCAAGGCUAGACAGUUGCUGCUGAACACUUUUGGAGUAUAUCAAUGUUCUGUCCAGCUUCAGAGUUACAGGCAUGAGGAGAACAAACCCUGCGUUAAUUGUCAGAAUUCCAGUGCCUAA
Molecule: messenger RNA, 1277 nt
Organism: Euleptes europaea (tarantolino)
Lineage: Eukaryota; Metazoa; Chordata; Lepidosauria; Squamata; Sphaerodactylidae
Gene: SLC30A4
Product: solute carrier family 30 member 4
Exons: 7
Coding region: 6-1277 (423 amino acids)
Biological process (GO): zinc ion transmembrane transport; response to zinc ion
Cellular component (GO): plasma membrane
Molecular function (GO): zinc ion transmembrane transporter activity
Source: RefSeq, a predicted model, not a curated record